UCAGCGAGGACUCAGCUAGAAGAAGCUACAGUUAAAAGAAUGGACAAAGAUGCAGAAGCAUUAAAAGCAGCCCGAGCAGAACUCUGUGAAGCGAGGCGGCAGUGGCACCACAUGCAGAUCGAGAUCGAAUCUCUCCACGCUGUGGAAAGGGGUUUGGAACGUUCACUGCGUGCCACAGAGCAGCAGUACCAUAUGCAACUACAAAACUUGGAAUCUGAGGUUGAAUGCUUGGAGAAAGAGCUACUGGAAAUGAGAAGAGGUAUUGAGAAACAGCUUCAGGCACAUGAAAUUCUCCUGAACACCAGGAUGAAGCUGGAGGAGGAAAUAGCAACAUAUCGCAGUCUGCUGGAGCAAGAAGAGAACAGGUUUCGCUCCUGUACAACUGAGCAGAAGGAUGACAAAAAGCCCACCACCAGCAAGAUUGCCUUUAAGCUGUCUGCAAGUGGUGUAAAGCAGCAUGAAACUGAGAAGGUGGAAGUGCUGACAAAACAAGCAAUCCUAGAUGGAAACAUUACAAAGGGAAGCGCUGAAGCUCGUGGCACUGUACAGACAGAAAAAGUGGAUGAAGUCAUUAAAGAAUGGGAAGGUUCUUUCUUUAAGGACAACCCUCGCUUAAGGAAAAAGUCUGUUUCGUUGCGCUUUGAUCUCCACUUGGCAGCAACAGAUGAAGGAUGUUUACACACUAAAAAGAAAACUCUUCCCGACAUCGAAGUCCGGCUGGUAAUGAGGAGAUCUUGCAGUAUUCCUUCCAUCAAACCUUAA
Nestor notabilis (Kea) is the source of this 762-nucleotide messenger RNA. RefSeq names its product keratin 222 (gene KRT222). Lineage: Eukaryota; Metazoa; Chordata; Aves; Psittaciformes; Psittacidae. The annotation marks the transcript as partial. The record is from RefSeq and is a predicted model, not a curated record. The transcript has 6 exons.